Messenger RNA from Daldinia caldariorum, 3112 nucleotides. RefSeq names its product alkaline phosphatase-like protein. Lineage: Eukaryota; Fungi; Ascomycota; Sordariomycetes; Xylariales; Hypoxylaceae. The coding region runs from base 26 to 2866 and encodes 946 amino acids. The record is from RefSeq and is a predicted model, not a curated record. Gene Ontology annotation, biological process: GPI anchor biosynthetic process. Gene Ontology annotation, cellular component: endoplasmic reticulum membrane. The transcript has 6 exons.
CUGAAAUAGCAACACUCGUAAUUUAAUGGUAAAGCUGUCCCUUUGUGCAACGGUAUGCAAGGCAAACCGUACAAGAGGUAUGCAAUGUGGAUCAGCUCUGUUAAUUUCACCUGGCAUCUUUCAACAUCGCGAACCCAAAUUCCGCUCUAAACGAAUUCGUUCAAACUUCCAUGAUAGACGAUGGAGCAUAGGUGAAAGUUGUUCUCCAGCUCGCCCUUUCAUUAGUAAAGCUUUAAUCGGCCGGAAAGAGUUGACCUACGCGCUACCAUUGGAUAUGCACCGCCAUAAUGUCUCCAAUGUCUCGACCUUAUUUCUUGUCGCAGCCAACCUUCUAAUACCAGUCGCAAUCCUCCUCUUCGCCGUCGGUUUCUUUCCUUAUAAGCCCUUCUUACCUGGUUUAGCCGAGUACCAAUCCUUAGAAUAUGGCCCGCCGCCAGAAGCCCCGUUUGACCGUUUAAUAUUUAUGGUUGUCGAUGCUUUGCGCAGCGACUUCGUAUAUUCCAAUGGCUCCGGCUUCGAGUUCACGCAAGGGCUUAUUAAAGAUGGCGUGGCUAUCCCUUACACGGCUCAUGCUACGUCGCCGACUAUCACGAUGCCUCGCAUAAAAGCCAUUACUACCGGUUCUACGCCCUCCUUCCUCGAUGCCAUCUUAAGUUUCGAUGAAGCCGACACAUCUUCGACACUAGCUGCACAGGACACAUGGCUCGCUCAGAUGAAGGCAAAGAAAUCCGGCAAAUUAGUCAUGUAUGGAGAUGAUACGUGGUUGAAAUUGUUUCCCGGCGUGUUCGAUCGAGCAGAUGGUACUUCUAGCUUCUUCGUUUCCGACUUUACAGAAGUCGACAACAACGUAACUAGGCACAUCCCCGACGAAUUGCGCAAUGAUGAUUGGAAUACGAUGGUUCUACAUUAUCUCGGCCUCGACCAUAUUGGCCACAAGACCGGUCCUCGGGGCCCCAAUAUGAUUCCGAAACAGCAAGAGAUGGAUGGGAUUGUUCGACUAAUAUACGAGGCGAUGGAGACGCAGCCGCAUCUCCGUUCGACUCUUCUUGUCUUCUGUGGUGAUCACGGUAUGAACGACGCUGGUAAUCAUGGAGCUUCUUCUCCCGGAGAAACCUCCCCUGCUCUCGUGUUUGUAUCACCUAAGCUCAAGUCCAUCUCAAAACCAGUCAAAGUGCCAGCAGACCCCGUCGAAGAUUUCCAGUAUUACAAUGUCGUAGAGCAAUCCGAUCUUGCGCCUACUCUUGCCGCUCUGCUUGGCUUCCCGAUACCUAAAAAUAAUCUAGGCUCGUUCAUGGUAGACUUCCUACCUUUCUGGCCAGAGAAACGGGACAGGCUCCAGAUUCUGGUGCGUAAUGCGAGACAGAUUCUCGAUAUUGUCACUGCAAGCUUCAGCAGCUCCUCGUCGGUUGGUAAAAUGCCCAACCUUGAUUGCAUUCGACCUGGCUCGGGAGCCGAAGAAUUAGCCUGCGAAUGGCAACAGAUCAGCCAAGAAACUGAAAAGGCUUUACGCGAAAUAAAUCCGGACGAGAACCAGAUAACGAACGUGUCAAAGUGGUUAUCGAGGGCACAGACUUUGAUGAGCGGCAUGGCGAGCAAUUAUGACAUGUCGAUGCUUAUCUACGGCGAAGUGGUAGCUAUGGUGGCUUCCGUUGCGGCGGUAUACGCCUUGAUGGCUUCAUCUUCCGUGAUGGUUUCUAAGUUGGCACCGCUUAUGCUCAUCACAGUGAUGUACGGCAUAAUGAUGUUUGCCAGCAGCUACGUUGAGGAAGAGCAACACUUUUGGUAUUGGGCCACGUCGGCAUGGUUAUUCUAUCUCGCGAUCAGAUCAACUCCAAAAAUGACCUAUAGGUCUUUUAUUAUGGGCUUAGCUGCGCUCGGUGCGAUGAGAUUUACCAGAGGAUGGAAUCAGACUGGGCAAAAGUUUGCCGGUGAGCCCGAUAUUGUGACCACUUUCGUGGUGCCGAAUCCACAGUUACUUUGGUCUCUCGCUCUCGCAACAUAUGCGACGGUUUCUUUGGAAUUAUUCAAAGGGCUUCGGGGCAUACCAAUUGCCAUCAGAGGAUCUAUAGUCGUGGGGCUAGCGAUAUCAGCAAUGUCUUUCAAGCUCGCUUUUACUAAUGAAGAUGCCCCUGAGCUGAUUGUCGGAUUUGCGAAGACGCUUGUAGACUUAUUCAAAGGGCCAAGCCUUGUAAACCGAGCUCGGGCAGUUUUCCUAGGUCUUGGGCUUACUUCAAUACAUCCCUUCUAUGGCUUAUUCCUGAAGGGUACUAAACAGUCUAAAGAGGAUGCAAUGCGAGCGCUGCACCACUUAUAUACGCUCUUUGCGUUGACGCAGUCCCGAGUAACUAACGCGCCCCUCUUCUUAUUAUUCGAAGCCAUUUACCUAUAUUUAAUCAAGCUGCAUCUAGGAGGCGUAGAUAUUACGAUAUCAUUGCUGCUGCUUCAAUUUUCUUCCUUCUUUGCGAUGGGGGGAUCCAAUGCAAUCUCCGGCGUGGACUUGUCAAACGCGUACAAUGGCGUCAACGAGUUUAAUAUCUUUGCGGUGGGAGUCUUGACGUUUCUCAGCAAUUGGGCGGCCCCAGUCUGGUGGACGUCAGCGUCAAACUUGCUACUCCUUCGGACUAAAUAUUCGGGGGUGAAGCCUGGCCACGAUCGUACUUUUCAGCAACAUGUCGCCAUUUUGACAGUAUUUACCACUAUAGCUCUUGGGUUUGUAAUGGUAGCUUGUGCAACUUUGCGGACGCAUUUGUUCAUAUGGACGGUGUUUUCACCAAAGUAUCUGUACAGCAUGGCGUGGGGGUUGGGACAGCAUCUUGCUAUUAAUGUGACAUUUGGCGGACUUUUAUACUGGCUCGGUUGCGCAUGACCACGACUGGAACAUUUAGAAACGGGAGGUACAUAUACUGAUACCUCACGAUCAUCAAUACUAUACCUACCUAGACCUAGGUAGUAAUGCAUAAUGCAUUAUUCUUUGGUUAAAUUACCUAGAUAUAUUAUUUGCCUUUUGGGUAUGUAUUCUGCUUGGCUUCUCGGGCAGGGAUGGUAAAAGUACAAAGUACCAAUAAAUUAACCCCGGUUGGCCCAGUUAAUAGUCUUUAAGCUUUUACGGUUC